AUGAAGUUCUUAUCCACUAUAACGGUAGUAAUUGCAGUUUUAUUAUUUGUGCAAAGGCAGUCGGCUGAACGUUACCGUUUCGUACAUGACGAGCCCGAAAUAUACAGAGACUGUCGUCAUGCACCAGAAAUGUUAGGUUUCAAACAGAUGGCCGAUAUGAGUGAUUUGGAGAUAAUUUUCAAUGACGAAGGACUUUAUGUUAACGGAACUGCUACCGUUGUUUGGGAUGUGAAACAAACUGAUCGUAUAACGGUACAUGCAGAACUAGAAAAGUUCAGCCGUAGCUCCUGGCAGCCAACCCCUUUCGGGAUGUUUGUUGAGGAUUUCUGUAAGGAAAUGACAGAUCCUAAUUCAAAAAUUCACAAUGUCUGGGUGAGACAUAUUUUCCCAGAGGAUCGCCAAUGUUUCGAGAAAGGAACAAGGUAUCGUCACGAACCGUUCGCAGGUGUAGUUGAAGUGGAGGUAAAAAACUACGCGUUUAAAGGCCGCUACAGAGCCGUUGAAAACUUGCGUGUAUAUGAUGAGAACGGUAAUCUGAAACCUGGUAAGUCAGCCUGUCUGGAAGUUCCAGGCGACUUUAUGAAAGUCAAAUAG
Messenger RNA from Glossina fuscipes, 594 nucleotides. RefSeq lists its product as uncharacterized. The transcript is spliced from 3 exons. The record is from RefSeq and is a predicted model, not a curated record. The coding region runs from base 1 to 594 and encodes 197 amino acids. NCBI's taxonomy places the organism in Eukaryota, Metazoa, Arthropoda, Insecta, Diptera, Glossinidae.